Messenger RNA from Prosopis cineraria, 3144 nucleotides. Its product is annotated as protein PLASTID MOVEMENT IMPAIRED 1. The transcript has a single exon. Bases 151 to 2745 code for a protein of 864 amino acids. NCBI's taxonomy places the organism in Eukaryota, Viridiplantae, Streptophyta, Magnoliopsida, Fabales, Fabaceae. The record is from RefSeq and is a predicted model, not a curated record.
UCAGAAACUCCCACCCAUCGCCUCCCUUGUCUCAUUUAUGCUCCUCCUCCUUCAACUUCAUUAGCCUGACCCUUCCCCGAGAAAUGAUCUCCUCCCCUUAUCCUCCUUCUCUCCUUCAUCUCUCUCUGCGACCUUCUUUCUAUUCAUAUCAUGGCAUCUCAGUACCCCGCCGCCAGAAAUUCUAAUGCCCAGCUGCUUCAAGAAUUGGAGGCUCUCAGCCAAUCCCUUUACCAAACACACACUUCCAGCCCUGCCCCCACCCGAAGAACUGCUUCCCUCGCUCUCCCGCGAUCUUCACUCCCUUCCAUCCCUUCAGCUGAUGAUGACGCCGACGCUCCCCUCACCGCAGACAAACCAAUCACCAAACCUCGUAGUCGUCGCCUCUCCUUGUCCCCGUGGCGGUCGAGGUCGAAGCUUGAGGAUGCCCAGUCAGCACCUUCGCCAGCCACUCGGCCUGAAAUCAAACGGUUGGAUGAGAGGUCAGCUUCGGCCGAGAAGAAAGGAAUUUGGAGCUGGAAGCCUAUGAGAGCUCUUUCUCACAUUGGAAUGCAGAAACUGAGUUGUCUGUUCUCUGUCGAAGUCGUCGCCGCACAGGGCCUUCCCUCUUCAAUGAACGGACUCAGGCUUUCUGUUUGUGUUAGGAAGAAGGAGACGAAGGAUGGAGCUGUCCAGACAAUGCCUUCUCGGGUUGCGCAAGGAGCUGCUGACUUCGAGGAGACCCUGUUCAUCAGAUGCCACGUUUAUUGCACGCAUGGGAGUGGAAAGCAGAGGCUUAAAUUUGAGCCACGUCCGUUUUGGAUUUAUCUUUUUGCAGUGGACGCUAAAGAGGUUGAUUUUGGAAGGAGCUCCGUGGAUUUGAGCCAGCUGAUAGACGAAUCCGUUGAGAAAAAUCAGCAGGGCACGCGGGUUCGGCAAUGGGAUACGAGCUUUAGUCUUUCUGGGAAGGCUAGAGGAGGAGAAUUAGUUCUGAAGCUAGGUUUCCAAAUCAUGGAGAAAGACGGAGGGAUUGAGAUUUGUAACCAAGGUGAGAACCCGAAAUCCAACAAGUUGAAAACUUUAUCAUCGUCUAUUGCUCGUAAACAAUCCAAGACAUCGUUCAGCAUGCCUAGUCCAAGAAUAACGACCAAGAGCGACACUUGGUGUGCCUCACAGUCACAGGCAGGAGAAGAAGUAGAUAUUCAGGGAAUGGACGAUCUGAAUCUUGAUGAUCCCAACCCUGUUCAGCAUUCCUCUACCUCUGCCCAAAAAUCCCAUGAUCAGAAGGCAAAUGUGGAGGAUUUUGAUCUUCCCGAUUUUGAGGUUGUAGACAAAGGAGUUGAAGUUCAAGAGAAGGAAGAAGAUGGAGAAAAGGAAACUGAAAAAUCAAUGGACGUAAAGUCGGCUUCUAGCGAGGUGGUCAAGGAAAUAGUGCAUGAUCAGUUACACCUAAACCUAACAAGAUUAAGCGAGCUUGAUUCAAUUGCACAGCAGAUAAAAGCUCUCGAGUCUAUGAUGGGAGAGGAUAAUAAAGCUUUAAAAACCGAGGAUGAAACAGAAUCACAGAGAUUAGAUGCAGAUGAAGAAACCGUGACGAGGGAGUUUCUUCAAAUGCUCGAGGAUGAAGAGAUCGGUGGACACCACUACAAAACCAAUCAGCCUCGAGUUCCUCCUUUAAAACUUGAAGGACAAAAGAAUGCUGCAGAUGAAGAGUCCAAAGUGUAUCUUCCAGAUCUUGGCAAGGGGUUGGGUUGUGUAGUUCAAACAAGGGAUGGGGGUUGCUUGGCUUCUAUGAACCCAUUAGAUAAUGUUGUUGCCAGAAAAGACACUCCAAAGUUAGCAAUGCAGAUAUCGAAGCCUUUUGUGUUGCCAUGGAAUCAAUCCUCAAGUGGAUUUGAAUUAUUUCAGAAACUGGCUAGCACGGAGCUUGAUGAACUUAGCUCUCAAGUUUUCACCUUAAUGCCCAUAGAUGAACUGAUGGGCAAAACCGCAGAGCAGACAGCUUUUGAAGGCAUUGCCUCUGCCAUCAUACAAGGAAGAAACAAGGAAGGAGCGAGUUCAAGCGCUGCUCGUAUAGUUUCUGCACUGAAAAGCAUGGCAAAUGCGAUGAGCGAAGGAAGGAAGGAGAGAAUUUCAACAGGACUGUGGAAUGUUGAUGAAAACCCGCUAACAGCAGAGAAAAUUCCGGCAUUCUCGCUGCAGAAAAUCGAGUCCAUGGCGGUUGAGGCAUUGAAAAUUCAAGCUGACAUGGCUGAGCAAGAAGCUCCUUUCGAUGUGUCACCUCUCAGCACAAAAACAGGAGGCAAUAGUGCGAAAGAUCUUUUUGCUUCUGCAGUUUCACUUGAAGAAUGGAUGGGGGAUCAGAGUGAAGCAGCAAACAUCGCAAUGAUAAUGGUGGUCCAACUUCGGGAUCCAAUAAGACGGUAUGAAGCAGUUGGAGGGCCUGUGAUGGUAGUUAUCAACGCAACAAUUGCAGACCCAGAAGGUAAUGAUUAUGGUGACGGUGAAGAGAAGAGAUUCAAGGUGACAAGCAUGCAUGUGGGAGGCUUCAAGCUGAGAAGUGGCAAGAAGAAAAGCGGAUGGGACAGCGAGAAGCAGAGGCUAACAGCGAUGCAAUGGUUGGUUGCAUUUGGACUGGGGAAGGGAGGGAAGAAGGGGAAGCAACAAUCAUCCAAAGGACAAGACUUGUUGUGGAGUAUUUCCUCGCGAAUCGUGGCUGACAUGUGGCUCAAACCCUUGAGGAAUCCAGACGUCAAACUUGUUAAGUAAUUCCUAAUUUGCUCCUCGCGCUUUAGUACUUGAUUACGCCAGGCCUAUGGGGACACCAUUUCUGCAAAUAUCAUUAUUUACAACUAUAAUUGUUAAUUCAUUAGUUAUUUUUCCUUUUUUUUUAUAUAUAUAAAAAGAUAAAGUUCUCUCUCUCAUAUAUAAGAUACAUUUUACUGCAAAUUUGUCUGUAAUUAGAUCGUAGCGUGCCUUUGUGUACUCAAAAUACAUGCUGGGCAUGGGCUAAUGAGAGCUAGCUUCCACGGGACGAAUAGCUUUUUUGCAAAAUCUGUUUCCUUGAUCGUCUUGAUGUAUGAGAAACAAGUUGUAUAAAGAUGGCAAUGGUAAAUGGUUCAUACUAGCAUGUAAAGCAACUGUUCGCUAGUUAGAAAGUUGUUGAAA